GGAUCAAAAGUAGAUUAGAUUAGAUGAUAUCUCCUCUUUGCUGGCUUUUUCUGUUUAACACGACUAUCUUCUGCUAUCUGUGAGUUUCUCCAGCUGAUGUUCAGAACUUGCGCAGGUCAGCAGCCCAGUGUGUAAUUAAUAUAAUGUGGUAUCACGGGUCGCUGACUCGCUGUCAACUUACUGCCAUUAGCAGCUCGGAAUUAUACCACGCCCGUGGUUUCUGCCAACCACGAGACCAAUGGAAGGUCUUCUUUUCAGCGCCGGAGGAGCGCUGGGGUUCAAUGGUUGUAUAAAAACACCAACGUUGGCUGACCAUCGUUUGUCAAAAGAGCCCCAACCAUGGCAUCUACCCCACAUGAGCACCACACCUCGCCCCCCAAUCUCUCCUUCGCAAUCAUCCUCCUCCCAGGUUACCAAUGGCUCGAUGUCGCCGGGCCAAUCGACUAUCUGAACAACCACAGCCAAGCGAAGCUGCGCGCAAUAAACUCUGAUCCAGCACUUGUCGCAAAGGCGCCCAUUCUGACGUGGUACUACGUCGCGUCCACGCUCGACCCCAUUUCCGCGUCCUCUGGGCCAAAGCAAACACCCACGCACACAUUCGCUACUUGUCCACAUGUCGAUUACGUCUUCAUGCCUGGAAAUGAAAUCCCCUACGCCGUCCCGCCCGAGUUCACAGAGUUCGUGCAGACGCGAUUCGCAGACCCCAAAGUCAGGUUUUUGACAGUAUGCACGGGAAGCCUUCUCCUAGCUCCCACGGGCAUCCUGAACCACCUCCGCGUAGCGUCGAACAAGAGGGGGUUGAAAUUCCUCGCGCAGUCUGGACAGCUGGACCACAAGGUACACUGGGUGGGGGAUCGGCGGUGGGUGAAGGACGGGAAGGUAUGGAGCGCGGCUGGGAUAACGAGUGGUAUCGAUCUAGCUGCUGAGUUUGCGAGGGUUUAUUUUGAUAAAGAUGUGGUUGAGGAUGCAAAGGAGAUCGCGGAGGAGGUGCCCAAGCCUGAUACGCCAGAUCCGUAUGCGUGGAUUUUGAAGGGGAUUGAUUUGGGGUAUGGGGAUCACCAUCCUCAUAAAAAGUAGCCCUUGCAAAACGGUGAGGGUGAAGCCGUAGUAAGUAUAAGUACAAAGAUAUCAUCAUGUAAAGUUACCUUGACUGGACAGAUUGAGACCGAAUGCAAUGGACUCUUGGCAUC
Messenger RNA from Laccaria bicolor S238N-H82, 1190 nucleotides. RefSeq lists its product as uncharacterized. The coding region runs from base 340 to 1077 and encodes 245 amino acids. The record is from RefSeq and is a predicted model, not a curated record. NCBI's taxonomy places the organism in Eukaryota, Fungi, Basidiomycota, Agaricomycetes, Agaricales, Hydnangiaceae. The transcript has a single exon.